Molecule: messenger RNA, 477 nt
Organism: Glarea lozoyensis ATCC 20868
Lineage: Eukaryota; Fungi; Ascomycota; Leotiomycetes; Helotiales; Helotiaceae
Product: Glucocorticoid receptor-like (DNA-binding)
Exons: 3
Coding region: 1-477 (158 amino acids)
Biological process (GO): cytoplasmic translation
Cellular component (GO): cytosolic large ribosomal subunit
Molecular function (GO): structural constituent of ribosome; mRNA binding
Source: RefSeq, a predicted model, not a curated record
AUGCGUACCUACGACGAUACCUUCUCCGGUGAGAAGAUCUACCCUGGAAAGGGAAAGCUCUACGUCCGUGGUGACAGCAAGAUCUUCCGAUUCCAAAAUGGAAAGACCGAGUCCCUUUUCCUCCAGCGCAAGAACCCCCGCCGAAUUGCGUGGACAGUUCUUUUCAGACGACAACACAAGAAGGGUAUCUCUGAGGAGGUAGCCAAGAAGCGAUCCCGCCGUACCGUCAAGUCCCAGAGAGCCAUCGUUGGUGCUUCCCUCGAUGUCAUCAAGGAGCGCCGAUCAAUGCGACCAGAAGCCCGAUCCGCCGCACGCGCAGAGGCCAUUAAGGCAGGAAAGGAGAAGAGAGCAGCUGCCAACAGCGCGAAGAAGGCAGAGAAGGCAAAGACCGCCGCGAGUCAAGCUAAGGGUGGAAAGGUUCUCAGCAAGCAAGGUGCGAAGGGUGCUCAGCAGAAGGUUGGCCGAAACACCAAGUGA